Molecule: messenger RNA, 1870 nt
Organism: Phaedon cochleariae (mustard beetle)
Lineage: Eukaryota; Metazoa; Arthropoda; Insecta; Coleoptera; Chrysomelidae
Source: the annotation of a GenBank genome assembly
GCAUGCCAGUACGAAGGCGCUAUAGCUGACGUCAACAAAGUGCUCGACUUAGAUCCGGAUGACUUGGUGGUUCUGGCCGACAAAGCCUUAAACACCUACUUGAACUGCGAGUUUGAGGAGGGCCUCAUCCAGAACACCAGGCUGCUGCCAGUCAGACAAAAGCCGGAUCACUUUUCCAUGGGAGUGAUGCACUGUACCAACGCAAUUGAGAACUGUCUAGGGGAAAGGGCUGGUAGGCCCUUGCGUGACCAUUUCAAGAUAGUGCGAAAAUUGGCAUGGAAAAGAAACUACGAAGCCCAAAAACCGUUUGAACCGAAACCCAAACAGAAGAAGUUUUCGAAAAAGAAGAAACCUAAAAAGGUUUCGGAAGUCAAAGAUACCGAUGAACCUGUCAUGCCGAAAACCAAAAAGCAUAAAAAGGGCAUAUUCAAAGAGUAUACGUCGGACCCAAAUUGCCUCAGUAUAGCUGAUAGUUUGCACAGCAAAACAUCUGAGAAACUAGUCAUCCCUCCAUAUGAACAGUCAUUCCUCUUUUCUCCUAUGCAGAAGUACACCACGAACAUAGAUAAUUACAUGGCAGAAAAGUAUCUGGAUUCGAUGUAUCUCGAUAAAAUAUUUUUGAAAAAAUUGCAAAAAGAACCGGGAGCAGCUUGUCCUAACAGAAAAGGUUCGAUGAAAAUCCAACAGCUUGCCAAAAACGGAUUCAAAACCGUAUCAUACAAACAAGAACUUUUGAGGACGAGAAGACCCUUUUACUACAUCAAGUACCAGGAGGCUCGUCUUUCUGGUACCUUGGAAACUCGACAGGCCGAAGAGCUCACUCUGCAACAACAGAACCUGAGAAAAGAAGCCGAUGCUUUACUGGGACGUCUGAUUAAUGCCGCUGUCGCCAAGAAACUGAAAACUCUCAUCACCCUCACCGAAAAAAUGAAGCAUUACUGUGAUUCCAAACCCAAGAGGUUAUUGCCAGAAAAGGAAGAGUACAUAAGAAGCGCUUGCUCGCUGAUGAGGAGAGGAUUUUAUGAGACCAAUAGAUUGAAUCCGACCCAAUAUGGGUGGGAUCAAGAGAAGAGGAUCUACAUCAUGAUGGGACUGCCAAUCAGUCGAGAACCAUCCUCCGAUUCAAUUAUACAGGAACUGAAGAACGUAUUCGUGGAUUAUAAGAAACAAAUCGCAACUUUUGAAGAACGUCUUCAACACGUUGAAAGUAACGACGAACUCUGCUGGUGUUUCCACGAACUAGCUAGAUACCAUAGCGAAAUGAAAAAGUGGGAACUUGCUCGAGUUUAUAGCAGAAAAUGCAUUCAAGAAGGUUCCCAUAAAGACAAUUGGGAAUGGGUUGUCAAUGCAACAAUGCUGCUUGUGAAGAUAGAUAUCCAACAGCACAACAAGAACGAUGCGAAAAACGAAAUUAAUUGUGCUUUGGAUGUAGCCGCCCAACUAAAUGAUAGAAUUUUGAAGGAGUAUCUGGAGAAGUGCCUGACGGUGAUAGACAAGAUAGAAUUCGACGACAUUUACGGUCCCAAGGUGUUAGAACAACGAGAGAAGAGAAUCUUGGCGAUGAUGUCCAAUGGAAAGAUGAAGGACGAAUUCGCGCAUCUGUUCAGAAUGAUGGCUGCAAUGCCUGCGUCUAGAAGAAUGUCGGUGAUGCCCGGAAUAAGGGUCCAAGAGAUGGGCCCUAGUAGCAACAGAAAGCAAUCUUCCCGAAAACAGUCUAUCCUUCCGGCAGACCAUUCCUCCCGUGAUUCCACACCUGCCUUGCCUAAAAAGUCAAUGAAAGAUCAAGACAAAGACGCUAGAGGUGUAGGGUUCAUGGAACUUGUGCAGUAUCACGUGUAGCUUCCCUAUUUACGUUAAUAAAAUCUGAAGA